GUUCCGGCGGCUGUGCCAUUACAUCGUGAACCUGCGCUAUUUCGAGAUGUGCAUCCUGAUGGUGAUCGCCAUGAGCAGCAUCGCGCUGGCGGCCGAGGACCCCGUGCAGCCCAACGCCCCCCGCAACAACGUGCUGCGUUACUUCGAUUACGUCUUCACGGGGGUCUUCACCUUCGAGAUGGUGAUCAAGAUGGUGGACCUGGGGCUGGUGCUGCACCAAGGCUCCUACUUCCGGGACCUGUGGAACAUUCUGGAUUUCAUCGUGGUCAGCGGAGCCCUGGUGGCCUUCGCCUUCACAGGCAGCAGCAAGGGCAAGGACAUCAACACCAUCAAGUCGCUGCGCGUGCUGCGCGUGCUGCGGCCCCUCAAGACCAUCAAGAGGCUGCCCAAGCUCAAGGCCGUGUUCGACUGCGUGGUGAACUCCCUCAAGAACGUGCUCAACAUCCUCAUCGUCUACAUGCUCUUCAUGUUCAUCUUCGCCGUGGUGGCCGUGCAGCUCUUCAAGGGCAAGUUCUUCUACUGCACCGACGAGUCCAAGGAGUUCGAGAAGGACUGCAGGGGGGAGUACCUGGUCUACGAGAAGGACAACGAGGUGAAGGCGCAGAAGCGCGAGUGGAAGAAGUACGAGUUCCACUACGACAACGUGCUCUGGGCGCUGCUGACGCUCUUCACCGUCUCCACCGGCGAGGGCUGGCCGCAGGUGCUGAAGCACUCGGUGGAUGCCACCUACGAGAACCAGGGCCCGAGCCCCGGGUACCGCAUGGAGAUGUCCAUCUUCUACGUGGUCUACUUCGUGGUGUUCCCCUUCUUCUUCGUCAACAUCUUCGUGGCCCUCAUCAUCAUCACCUUCCAGGAGCAGGGCGACAAGAUGAUGGAGGAGUACAGCCUGGAGAAGAACGAGAGGGCCUGCAUCGACUUUGCCAUCA
Molecule: messenger RNA, 926 nt
Organism: Serinus canaria (Common canary)
Lineage: Eukaryota; Metazoa; Chordata; Aves; Passeriformes; Fringillidae
Product: voltage-dependent P/Q-type calcium channel subunit alpha-1A-like
Exons: 9
Biological process (GO): calcium ion import across plasma membrane; chemical synaptic transmission
Cellular component (GO): neuronal cell body; voltage-gated calcium channel complex; membrane
Molecular function (GO): high voltage-gated calcium channel activity
Source: RefSeq, a predicted model, not a curated record